GAAGGCCGCUGAAAGGAAGAGUUCUCGCAGGGGGAAUCCAGCCUUUUACAACUUAUUGAGGACGAUAUUUUAUCGGAUUUAUCGUAUAUGUUGCAGUUAUGGGGCAGACAUUAUCAGAGCCCGUAACAACGAAGGAAACCACUCGAGAUGGUAACCAUGCAUUUAAAAUUGGUUCAUCAUGUAUGCAAGGAUGGAGAAUCAAUAUGGAAGAUGCACACACACAUAUUCUAUCCUUACAAGAAGAUAAAGACGCCUCAUUUUUUGCUGUCUAUGAUGGACAUGGAGGUGCAAAAGUAGCACAAUAUGCAGGUAAAAAUUUACACCAUAGAAUUCUUCAGCAACCAGCUUACAAAAGAGGUGAAAUUGAAGAAGCAAUUAAAGGAGGUUUUAUAGCUUUAGAUGAAGAUAUGCUGGAAGAUGAAGCAAUGAAAGAUGAACUAGCAGGAACAACUGCAGUGGCUAUUGUAUUAAAGAAUAAUAAAGUGUUCUGCGGAAACGUUGGUGACUCGAGGGCAGUAGCCAGUGUUAGUGGACAAGUACAACAAUUAUCAUUUGACCAUAAACCUUGUAAUGAAGAUGAAACGAAACGAAUUGUUGCCGCUGGUGGUUGGGUAGAAUUCAAUAGAAAUCUUGCACUUUCAAGGGCAUUAGGUGAUUUUGUUUUUAAGAAAAAUGAUAAAAAAAAAGCAGAAGAACAAAUAGUCACAGCUGUUCCUGAUGUAAUAGUUAAAGAUAUCACAGACAAUCAUGAAUUUGUUGUGUUAGCCUGUGAUGGUAUUUGGGAUGUUUUGUCAAAUCAAGAAGUUAUAGACUUUGUGAGGACAAGAAUCGCAGAACGAAUGGAACCAGAUCAGGUAGUCAUUUGUUAA
Saccoglossus kowalevskii is the source of this 869-nucleotide messenger RNA. Its product is annotated as putative protein phosphatase 2C T23F11.1. The record is from RefSeq and is a predicted model, not a curated record. NCBI's taxonomy places the organism in Eukaryota, Metazoa, Hemichordata, Enteropneusta, Harrimaniidae. Gene Ontology annotation, biological process: protein dephosphorylation. Gene Ontology annotation, molecular function: protein serine/threonine phosphatase activity; cation binding.